Messenger RNA from Diceros bicornis minor, 723 nucleotides. It is a transcript of the gene FTMT, whose product is annotated as ferritin mitochondrial. The record is from RefSeq and is a predicted model, not a curated record. Lineage: Eukaryota; Metazoa; Chordata; Mammalia; Perissodactyla; Rhinocerotidae. Gene Ontology annotation, cellular component: cytoplasm; mitochondrion. Gene Ontology annotation, biological process: iron ion transport; intracellular iron ion homeostasis. Gene Ontology annotation, molecular function: ferric iron binding; ferrous iron binding. The coding region runs from base 1 to 723 and encodes 240 amino acids. The transcript has a single exon.
AUGCUGUCCUGUUUCUUGUUCCUCUCCAAACAUAUCAACACUUCGCUGGUGUCUCUGCGCAGCGCGCGCCGCGGCUUUGCGCUCUCGCCGCGCUGGCUCCCGGGGGGCCCCUCGGGCCGCCAGACCGCCGCCCCCCGCCGCCCCCUGGUGGCAGCCGCCUCCUCCGGGGACCCAGCCGGGCCCGCCUCCGCCCCCUCCCGGGUGCGCCAGAACUUCCACCCCGACACCGAGGCCGCCAUAAACCGCCAGAUCAACCUCGAGCUCUAUGCGUCUUACGUGUACCUGUCCAUGGCCUAUUACUUCUCCCGAGAUGACGUGGCCUUGAACAACUUCGCCAGAUAUUUCCUUCGCCAGUCCCGGGAGGAGACAGAGCACGCGGAGAAGCUGAUGAGGCUGCAGAACCAGCGAGGAGGCCGGAUCUGCCUGCAGGACAUCAAGAAACCGGACCAAGACGACUGGGAGAGCGGGCUGAAUGCCAUGAAGUGUGCUCUGCUCUUGGAAAAGGAUGUGAACCGGUCGUUGCUGGAAUUGCACACACUGGCCUCAGACAAAGGUGACCCCCAUUUGUGCGACUUUCUGGAAACCCACUAUCUUAAUGAGCAGGUGAAGUCCAUCAAAGAACUAGGUGACCACGUGCACAACUUGGUUAAGAUGGGGGCCCCAGAUUCUGGCCUGGCAGAGUACCUUUUUGAUAAACACACCCUUGGAAAUGAAAACAACUAG